Cuculus canorus (common cuckoo) is the source of this 2315-nucleotide messenger RNA. It is a transcript of the gene EEF1D, whose product is annotated as eukaryotic translation elongation factor 1 delta. The record is from RefSeq and is a predicted model, not a curated record. Gene Ontology annotation, molecular function: translation elongation factor activity; guanyl-nucleotide exchange factor activity. Lineage: Eukaryota; Metazoa; Chordata; Aves; Cuculiformes; Cuculidae. Gene Ontology annotation, cellular component: eukaryotic translation elongation factor 1 complex; cytosol. Gene Ontology annotation, biological process: translational elongation. Bases 16 to 2196 code for a protein of 726 amino acids. The transcript has 9 exons.
GCCGCUCUUUGGAAGAUGAGGACAAGGAAGCCACCCUGCCCAGUAGAAAAAGUCUGGGUAGACAAGCACAAAUAUGAUGAAGCGGAGAGACUGCAUUAUGAAAGAGAAGUGAUGCUUGCUGCUGCAGCCCCUGACGAGUGCCAGGAGGUGGAGGCUGUUAACGGCGUCUGCAACGAUGACUCUGUUGAAAGUGAACUCAAGGGAGACCUGAAGAAAGCCAAGAAUGGGAAGAAACAAAGGAAACGGAAGCGUUCUCCAAAGCCUAAAAGUGUAGCCUCUAAGUUAGACUCUGUUCUGACUGGUUUGUCAGCUGACCAUGUGUGGUUUGACAAACCGUACUACGAUCAUGCUGAGAACGCCUACAGGAAAAAAUUAGCAGAUUGUCAGAACCGGGAAGCAUCUGAGGUGGCAUCAACUGCUGAGCUGUCACCAUUAGUGGCCACGGCCAAAGCUGUCCAAGAUGUUCCAAAGCCACGGGUGCUUUCAGCAGCCCUAUCCUGCUCCCAUGGGAACCUGUCUGCAUGUCACCAUGUUGUUCAGGGUGUCUGGGUCAACAAGCUUGACUUUGAUAGAGCAGAGGAGGCAUUUAUCGAAAAAUCAAUGGCCUUACUUCCACCAAAUGUCCUGACCAUCCCGGCUGUGUGGUCAAACACUGGCAGCAUUGGGCCAGGAACGCCAGAUGAGGGCUAUGUCACAGCCCUGCCUACUCCUGCUACACCAAGUUUGGCUCCGGACAUAGUUGCUGCUUCUACUUCUUCCUUCGUUACCAGUUUGCCUGGCUCCGUACAGCAGACAGUGAAUGGGAAGCCACAGAUUUCGAGCUUGCAGGCUCUUGUGUCGGAGGUGUGGUUGGAGAAACCUCUCUAUGAUGAUGCUGAGAAGAGCUUCUAUGAGAACAUGUUUGAUGAUCAUUCAUCUGGCAAUGCCAAAGAGCAGCAACGUGGCUGCCCUGAAGCAGCGAAGAAUGAUGUUGAGAAGCAGGCAGGCAUCAAACAUGAGAUCACCACCAACUCUCUGCUCCCUAGUGAUGCUGAGCAACCUCCACCUACCAGCUUUUUCCUACAUGAGGACAGCGAAACCGUGUGGCUUAAUAAGCCAACAUACGACAGAGCUGAGUCACGAUACUUUGCAGCCAAGGCUCAGAAAGUGUUGAGAGUGGGAGAGAGUGCAGGGAUGCAGGAAUCCUCUGUAGUAAAACCUUCCCAACCGUCUUCUUCUGCUCCAGCCGUUCCUGUGCAAGAAACAAAAACAAUGGCAGUCGACUACUUCAUGCACGAGAAGAUCUGGUUUGAUAAAUACAAGUACGAUGAUGCCGAGAGAAGAUACUAUGAGCAGAUGAAUGGGCCGGUUGGCAGCCCUUCACGCCAGCAGGAGAACGGAGCCAGCACGAUCCUACGCGACAUUGCCAGAGCCAGGGAGAAUAUCCAGAAAUCGCUGGCCGGACAGAAGACAGGUCCUCGUAGUAAAGAAGCUCCUUCUGCCCGUCAGAAGAAGCAGUCGGGCCGCUCAACUAGUGCAAGCACGUCAUCUUCUGGGCCUCCUGGUGACCAAAAUGAUCUCCUUUCCAGAAUUUCUCACCUGGAGGUAGAAAAUCAAAACCUUCGCAGUGUUGUGGCAGACCUUCAAAAGGCCAUUUACAAGUUGGAAAGCCGCCUGAACGCUCUGGAAAAGUCAUCUACCUCCCACCAGCCUGCGCCAGUUCCUCCAACCCAGAAAGUGGAACCAUUCAGUGUUCCCUCCAAGAAAGUGGAGCUUCCUUCUGCUUCACCGGCAAAGAAAGUUGAGCCAGCUGCUGCAGAGGAAGAUGAUGAUGAUGACAUUGACCUCUUUGGUAGUGAUGAUGAAGAGGAAGACCAAGAGGCAGCCAAGGUCCGGGAAGAGAGACUGCGUCAAUAUGCGGAGAAGAAGGCCAAGAAACCGGGUCUUAUUGCUAAGUCCUCUAUCCUGUUGGAUGUGAAACCAUGGGAUGAUGAGACUGACAUGGCGAAGAUGGAGGAGUGUGUCCGGUCCAUCCACAUGGACGGACUGGUGUGGGGAGCCUCCAAACUUGUCCCAGUAGGCUAUGGCAUCAAGAAGCUCCAAAUACAGUGUGUGGUUGAGGAUGACAAAGUUGGGACAGACAUCCUGGAGGAGGAGAUCACCAAGUUUGAAGACUAUGUGCAAAGUGUUGACAUUGCUGCUUUCAACAAGAUUUAGAAGCCAAACUGUAUCCCUUCGGAAACUGUAACUAAUAAAGAGCAAGAUUGGGAGUGCAGAUGGGAUCAUGGUCUUCUCUGCAAGACUUGGGGGAUGUCCCAUUGUUGAAGGAAGGCCUU